Theileria parva strain Muguga is the source of this 1176-nucleotide messenger RNA. RefSeq names its product putative integral membrane protein. The coding region runs from base 172 to 1086 and encodes 304 amino acids. The transcript has 5 exons. The record is from RefSeq and is a predicted model, not a curated record. NCBI's taxonomy places the organism in Eukaryota, Apicomplexa, Aconoidasida, Piroplasmida, Theileriidae.
UAUAGAUAAAUAUUUAAAAUGUAGUCCUCCAUUAUAAAUAUGUUUUUAUUUACAAGUACAAAUAUAUUUAUCCUUCUUUAAGAAUUUUAUACAAAGAAUGAUAUUAAAUCUUUUUACAACUCUUGAUUAUCCGAAUUCUUUACCUUUAGGAAUACUUACCCUUAUGUUAACAUGUCGUAUGUAGAAAAAUUCAGUGAAAUUCUAGUGGAUUCAAGUAAAAAAGUUGAAUCUCUGGUAUUUGGUUCAUGCUGCCUUUUGACCCUGAUUGUUUUUAUAUAUGUGAUUAUAAAGAUAUUCUCUUCACCAAAUAAACCGCCAACUUGCGAAUCUAUAAUAAUCGCACUAUCAUGCUUUCAGUUAUCUCUGGGGACGUGGUUCUAUUUUGUAGACGACGAAUCUUACAUAAAUAUUCUAAACAAAGGAAUCAAGGUACUACAAUGCCAAGUAAUUUCUUGGACUUGUAUGUACAUCUUGAUGAAGUCAAAGGAGCGGUAUUACAUGGCGUUUAAGGUGUUUUCAGGAUGUUUCUCCGGAGUAUUGUUGUUUUUACUUUUCUAUGGAUUAACGAGUGGAGAGGUCCCGUUUUACCUAAAAAUUAACAUAUACGUCUCGUUUCUAUGGCUCACAAUGUCUUCUGUCAUAUUAGCAAUCGCAAUAAUCAUAAGGAGGAGACUAAAGUUUGCAAUGCUAUUCAAGUUUGACGUGGAAGAGAUCAUCGAUGUUGAAAUUCAGAAGAUGGAUAAAUCCAAUGAACUAGUAGACACAUUCACAAAUUCGAAGUUUUCCCAGUUUUUCCUGUUAUCAGCAAUGGAAUUUUCCACUUCAAUGAUAACAUUUAUAUGGGAUCUAAUCAUAUUUUUGAAUGUUAAGAAGAAUGAAAAGAUGAAUUUCUAUGAGCUGGACAUGCCAAUAUUUAAGGAAUUCUUACACAUCAUAACAAACUCGCUUCUUAUAUUGAUACCUAACUGGACUAUAUUCUUCGUUUUCUACUGGUUACAGAGGAGAAAUUAUUCGAAAUUAUCGAAAGACUGGGACGUCAAUAUGUCUUCUGUAGAAUAUACUAAAGAACCGAAUCAAUUUUACUAGAAACUCUAAAUGUUAGUAUGGAACGUUUCAAAAGUUCAAUGAAUAAAUUUUUAUUGUAAUAUUAGUGUAUAAUAUUUUAAAUUUGAUGAA